Molecule: messenger RNA, 837 nt
Organism: Perca flavescens (yellow perch)
Lineage: Eukaryota; Metazoa; Chordata; Actinopteri; Perciformes; Percidae
Product: aquaporin-4
Exons: 5
Coding region: 1-837 (278 amino acids)
Biological process (GO): water transport; transmembrane transport
Cellular component (GO): plasma membrane
Molecular function (GO): water channel activity
Source: RefSeq, a predicted model, not a curated record
AUGUCCCCUUUCUUUGAGGAGCUACGUAGUAAGCAGUUCUGGCGCGCCAUUCUUGCAGAGCUGCUUGGCACCCUGGUUUUAGUGAGCGCCGUGCUGGGUGCAUCUGUGCCAGGCCCUGGAGAGGCCCCCACGGGACCCCUGUACCCAGCAGUGGCAGUGGGUGUGACGAUUGUCGCACUGGGACACUGUUUUGGAGAAAUAAGCGGGGCACAGGUGAACCCUGCAGUGACUCUGGCUCUGUUGGCCACUCGGAAGCUGGAAGUUGUCAGAGCUGUUGUUUACAUGGCUGCACAGUGUUUGGGGGCCUCUUUAGGAGCCGGGGCCCUCUACUUGGCCCUGCCAGUCAAAACCACUGCAGACCACUUUGUCAACAGGGUUCCUAUAGAGUUAAAUGCAGCCCAGGCUCUGGGCAUGGAGGUUUUGUGCACCUUCCAGAUGGUCUUCACUGUGUUCUCAGUAGAGGAUCAGCGGCGGAGGGAAAGCCCAGAACCAGGGAACCUGGCCAUUGGAUUAGCACACACUGCUGGAGUGCUAAUAGGGGGGCGGUUCUCUGGUGCUAGUAUGAAUCCCGCACGUUCUCUGGGUCCAGCCAUCAUCACUGGAUUCUGGGAAAACCACUGGGUUUAUUUGAUCGGACCAGUGAUCGGUGCUAUACUGGCUGGAGUGUCCCAUGAGUUCUUCUUUGCACAAAGCGCCUCUCGCCAGAAGCUGGUGGCUUGUCUGACCUGUAAGGACAUAGAGAUUGUGGAGACGACCAGCAUGACGGGAUCAUCUCUGUCCACAGUCACACCAAACGCCAUGAGAGCCAAGCAGGCCAACAAACAAGAAAACAACUGA